AUGGUACCAUCGACAUCGCAAUUAAAUAUCCAUUCCACAUCUGUUACAGGACCACCUAAUAAUAAUAAUAAUAAUAAUAAUAAUAAUAAUAAUAAUAAUGAAGAUGAUGACAAUGAUAAUCAUAAUAAUGAUGACCAUGAUGAUCAUGAUGAAGAUGAUGAUGACGAUAAUGAAGAUGAUGACAAUGAAGAUGAUGACAAUGAAGAUGAUGAUAAUGAAGAUGAUGACAAUGAAAAUGAUGAUAAUGAAGAUGAUGACAAUGAAGAUGAUGACAAUGAAGAUGACGAUAAUGAAGAUGAUGACAAUGAAGAUGAUGACAAUGAAGAUGACGAUAAUGAAGAUGAUGACAAUGAAGAUGAUGACAAUGAAGAUGAUGACAAUGAAGAUGAUGACAAUGAAAAUGAUGACGAUAAUGAAGAUGAUGAUAGUAAUAAUAAUGAUAAUAAUAAUAGUGACGAUGAUGACAAUAAUAAUAAUAAUAAUACCAUAUAA
Messenger RNA from Paramuricea clavata, 492 nucleotides. NCBI's taxonomy places the organism in Eukaryota, Metazoa, Cnidaria, Anthozoa, Malacalcyonacea, Plexauridae. The record is from the annotation of a GenBank genome assembly.